This is a messenger RNA of Metarhizium brunneum ARSEF 3297, 1926 nucleotides long. RefSeq lists its product as uncharacterized. NCBI's taxonomy places the organism in Eukaryota, Fungi, Ascomycota, Sordariomycetes, Hypocreales, Clavicipitaceae. Gene Ontology annotation, cellular component: membrane. Gene Ontology annotation, biological process: transmembrane transport. Gene Ontology annotation, molecular function: transmembrane transporter activity. The record is from RefSeq and is a predicted model, not a curated record.
AUGCCACCCGCUCGAACAGACAUAGAGUCGCCCAACCACGACGAAAAGUCUGUGCUCCGUCGCAACUCAAGCCAUGGCGACAACUCGGCCAACUUCACCAAUGAGCGGAAGCCAUCGACAGCGGCUCUCCUACGCAACCCCUUGAUCGGGAUGACCAGGGAGCAACUCAUUGCCGAUGCCGACGCCUUCGUGGACGAAAAGGGCCUGGGCGAGUAUCGGGAGGCCUUUCGCAAGGGAGCCUUGAUCGCUCAGGUCAUGAACACGAGCGGCGGCUUCGAGCACGUCCAUCUUCUCAAUGAGGAGGAAAAGACGGUGCUGCGACGGGAAAUCACCAAUAAAUGGAGCCAGCCAUUCAUGCUCUACUUUCUUUGCACUCUCUGCGCCGGUUCAGCCAUUGUGCAAGGAAUGGACCAAACAGCCGUAAACGGCGCACAGGAAUUCUACUACGAGGAGUUUGGCUUGAGAGACCCCCUGUUGCAAGGUCUGAUGAACGGCGCUCCGUACCUCUGUUCCGCACUCAUCGGGUGCUGGACGAACCCGAUCCUGAACAAAAUCGGCGGCCGGAGAUUCACCAUCUUCAUCUCGUGCUUCAUGUCGGUUGUCACGGGCUUCUGGAUGGCCGUCGCCGAUUCGUUUGGCAACUUGCUCGCGGCUCGAUUCGUGCUCGGCUUUGCCGUGGGCGCAAAGUCGAGCACUACGCCCGUGUACUCUGCCGAAUCCACGCCCAAGACGAUACGGGGAGCGCUCACCAUGAUGUGGCAGAUGUGGACGGCGUUUGGGAUCUGUCUCGGCUUCGUGGUCUCGGUGGCCUUCCAGCACACCGAUUUCCUGGGGCGAAACUCCCAGUGGAGGUGGAUGCUUGGCUCGACCUCGAUCCCGCCUCUGAUUGUCAUGCUGCAGGUGUAUUUCUGUCCGGAAAGCCCGAGGUGGUACAUGGAGAAGGGCAAAUACGACAAGGCGCUCAAGUCGCUGCUGCGUCUGCGGCAUCACCCUGUGCAGGCGACCCGGGACAUGUACUAUGCGUAUAAGCUUCUUGAGAUUGAGAAGAAGGAGAGGGAGGGACGGAAUCUUCUCAAGGAGUUUUUCACCGUGAGGCGGAAUCGCCGUGCGGCUCAGAGCGCAUGGUUCACGAUGUUUAUGCAACAAUUCUGCGGAGUAAAUGUCAUUGCCUACUACUCGACCAGCAUUUUCCAAAAUGCCGGCUACGAUCGCUCUCAAGCUCUCCUGGCGUCCAUGGGAGGGGGGUUGAUCAAUUGGAUAUUCGCCAUUCCGGCCAUCUACACCAUCGACACGUUUGGUCGCCGCAACCUCUUGCUCACCACGUUUCCUCUGAUGGCCUUGUGUCUCUUAUUUACCGGCUUCUCCUUCUACAUCCCCGGUCGCGCUCAGUUGGCUUGUGUCACGACGGGCUUGUACCUCUUCAUGGUUGUCUAUUCGCCAGGCGAGGGACCGGUGCCGUUUACAUACAGCGCCGAGGCGUUUCCCCUGCAUAUCCGCGAUAUCGGCAUGUCCUCCAGCACGGCAGUGACAUGGGGCUUCAACUUCAUCAUCAGCUUUAGCUGGCCGUCUCUUGUUGAGGCCUACGGCAACACUGGCGCAUUCUGCUGGUACGCCGCUUGGAACUUGCUGGGCUGGGUCUUUGCCUACUUCUUCUUGCCCGAGACCAAGAACCUCACGCUGGAAGAGCUCGACAGUGUCUUUAGUAUGAAAAACAGGGAGCACGGCGGGUACUACCUCCGCAAGCUGCCCUGGUACCUCAACAAGCACGUCCUUGGACGAGACGUUGCUCCAUUCCCGCCGUUGUAUCAGUUUGCUGAAGAUCAGUCUCUGCCGAACGACAAAACGGAGUCUGUUUCUGUCACUCAACAUAAGGAGGCGCCGUCUGGCCCAGCCCCGACCGAAGGUACCGUGGUGACAGGCAAAUAG